AUGUCUCCGUUCCGGUUAGUUUAUGGGAAAGAGUGUCACCUGCCGGUUGAAUUAGAGCAUCGAGCUUAUUGGGCUAUUAAAAAGCUCAAUUUUGACAUAAAGGCAGCUGGAGACAGGCGUCGCUUGCAACUGAAUGAGCUUGAAGAAUUACGGCAUGAAGCCUAUGAGAAUGCCAAGUCAUACAAGGAGCGAGCAAAACAGUACCAUGACAAGAAGCUUGUACGGAAAACUUUUUAUGUUGGACAGAAGGUGCUGGUGUAUAACUCUCGUUUGAAAUUGUUUCCGGGCAAGCUCAAAUCCAAGUGGCAUGGCCCUUAUGUGAUCCACGCAGUGUUCCCUCAUGGUGCAUUGGAGUUAAAACAUCAGGAUUCUGAUCGGACAUUUAAGGUUAAUGGCCAUCGAGUGAAGCCUUAUUGGGAGAAUGUAGAAGUUCCUGUGGAUGAAGUGAUAUUCCUCCACGCUAUUGAUCUCUGA
Tripterygium wilfordii is the source of this 474-nucleotide messenger RNA. RefSeq lists its product as uncharacterized. Bases 1 to 474 code for a protein of 157 amino acids. The record is from RefSeq and is a predicted model, not a curated record. NCBI's taxonomy places the organism in Eukaryota, Viridiplantae, Streptophyta, Magnoliopsida, Celastrales, Celastraceae. The transcript has a single exon.